ACAAUGCACGAAUUUACCGUGUUGAAAAUCGAACCGGAGUAUUAAAAAAAAUUAGAUAUCAGACGUAUAAUAAUAAAAUCUUAAAUGUAAUAUGAAAUCCAAAAUAUAGUAACCUUCAAUCAUAUGAAGAAGAACCAUGCAACGGCGGCGAGAGCAGUCCCGGAGACAGAGAUCUCGAGCAAUGAGGCUCUUCCCGUCGGAGGUGAAGCUUCAGGACCGUCGCUGGCGUUUCCUUCGUCGGCGGCCGGCGAGGGAGUCGUGUCUGGAGUCGGAGCUGGCGGAGACGAGGCGGAGGGCGACUCGGAUGAGCUGGUGGGACCUUCUGAGUCAUCGCCGGAGCUUGAGUCGGGACUUGAAGCCGGAGUUUUGGCUGACGACGAUUUCGGAGGCUUUGCGGUGGCGCCUCCACCUGAUGAUGGAGAAGGGCUUGGUGUGGCGGUGGUGUUUUUCUUGGUGGUGGUCGGAGCAGAAGCCAUAGGCGGCGAGGUUGGGGCAGAGGCGGGUGAUUUUGGGGAUGCUGCGGCGGCGGGAGAAGGAGAUGAGUUUUUGUCGCCGUGUGAUUUCGGCGCGCCGGCUGGUGUUGGUGGAUCGGCGGCGAAUACGGUGGUUAUGGCCAAUGCGGCGACGGCGAGAGAUAGGAGCUUAAGGGUCAUCGUCAUUUUUUUGUGUGAAUGCGAGUCUUUUUUGUUGUAAUUAAUUAUUUAAUUAC
Molecule: messenger RNA, 709 nt
Organism: Eutrema salsugineum
Lineage: Eukaryota; Viridiplantae; Streptophyta; Magnoliopsida; Brassicales; Brassicaceae
Exons: 1
Coding region: 124-693 (189 amino acids)
Source: RefSeq, a predicted model, not a curated record